Rosa chinensis is the source of this 781-nucleotide messenger RNA. RefSeq lists its product as uncharacterized. Gene Ontology annotation, biological process: xylan biosynthetic process. The coding region runs from base 24 to 752 and encodes 242 amino acids. Gene Ontology annotation, molecular function: glucuronoxylan 4-O-methyltransferase activity. Lineage: Eukaryota; Viridiplantae; Streptophyta; Magnoliopsida; Rosales; Rosaceae. The record is from RefSeq and is a predicted model, not a curated record. The transcript has 2 exons.
UCCCACAUGCCAACUUGAAUCAUAUGAAUGAAUUGUCGCCGAACCCAAAAAGCCAAUUUUUUAUACUCAUAUCAAACCUCUCAUCUUCUCUGAAAACCCCAUCUUCAUCAUCCACCACGAUCUCAGAAACCCACCUUUCAAAUUCAACUACUGAUCAUCAACCUCAAGCCCCAAAAUGCCUAUCACUUGAAGUACCCUUCAUUCCCACAUGCACAAAUACCCCACCUUCCUUAGCCAACGCCCUCAUCCACUACGCCACCACAAACAUCACCCCACAACAAACCUUCAAAGAUAUAUUAGUAUCAGCAAGGAUCCUAGCAAAGAGGACGCCCUGCAACUUCCUCGUCUUCGGCUUAGGCCGGGAUAGCCUCAUGUGGGCGGCUCUCAACUAUGGUGGCUCCACCGUUUUCCUAAAAGGAAGACUGAGAUUGGAAGGAAGUGUACCUGCGACGACGAGCUUCAAUGACAAAAUUAAGCGGCGCAACGGGAGACCCAUCAUGAAUCAUAUGAGUGAAGUGAAGACUAUGGUUUUCAGAUUCUGCUGGGAAAUCGCCGUAAAACACAGAACUCGUCGGCUUCGAUUCUCUCUCUACACCCAUUCAAUGGACCAACCGAGAUUAGAAGCGGAACCGCAGCAAGGAGCUGAAUCGAUUGAGAGCCGUGCGCCGCCGCUUAGUGGCCGUACCCCAGAGUCCCGAUCGGGUUACUUAGGCGGGUCGGCGAACAAGAAAUGGGUCGAGCAUCUGGGAUGAUUGAUCCGAUCAAGCCCUUUUCUGUUUGC